Messenger RNA from Trichoderma harzianum CBS 226.95, 1631 nucleotides. RefSeq lists its product as hypothetical. Bases 27 to 1535 code for a protein of 502 amino acids. Gene Ontology annotation, molecular function: carboxylic acid transmembrane transporter activity. Gene Ontology annotation, cellular component: plasma membrane. NCBI's taxonomy places the organism in Eukaryota, Fungi, Ascomycota, Sordariomycetes, Hypocreales, Hypocreaceae. The transcript has 3 exons. Gene Ontology annotation, biological process: carboxylic acid transport; transmembrane transport. The record is from RefSeq and is a predicted model, not a curated record.
AAAGCCUCUUGAGAGCUGCCUGCACCAUGUCUGUCGAGCUUAGCCAGACGGAAAAGUCGAGCGCUGUGGUUGCGACUCAAGGAGAUGGCGAUGAUGCUGUCGUCGCCGUUGAAAGUAGCGCGGCCAAGAAGCGCCAGUCGCUGUCUGACAUCUUUACCAUUAUCGCGGCUGGUGCUGCUCUCAUUUCCGAUGGCUACCAGAACAACCUCAUGACAAUGUCCAACGUCCUCUUCAAGAAGGAGUAUCCUGCGCAAUACACUUCAACUGUCUCCACUCGCGUGUCAAAUUCGUUACUUGUCGGUGCCAUUCUCGGUCAAGUCUGCGUUGGUCUGACGUGCGACUAUCUUGGACGCAAGACUGCAAUCGUUGUAACAACGCUCCUCAUCGUCAUCGGCGGUAUUCUGGCCACUGCCGCCCAUGGAGUCACCAUUGACGGCAUGUUCUGGAUGUUGACUGUUGCGCGAGGCAUUGUUGGAUUUGGUGUUGGCGGCGAGUAUCCUGCUGCAAGCACAUCAUCUUCUGAAGCAGCCAACGAAAGAACUCUUGAUAAACGAGGACCAAUCUUUAUAUUAGUAACUAAUUUGCCACUUUCCUUUGGCGGCCCCUUGGCUGUUUCGAUCUUCCUCAUUGUGCUCUCUGCCGCUGGUGAGAACCAUCUGUCGACGGUGUGGCGAGUAUGCUUCGGUAUCGGCAUACUUCUCCCGCUCUCCGUCUUCUACUUCCGUCUCAAGAUGCUCAACUCCAAGCUCUAUCGCAAGAGCGCUAUCCAGCGCAAUGUGCCUUACGGUCUGGCUAUUCGAUACUACUGGAAGACCUUGAUUGGCACAUGUGGCGCCUGGUUCCUCUACGACUUUGUCACCUUUCCUAAUGGAGUCUUUUCCGGCACUAUUCUUUCUUCCGUGGUCGACCCUAAAGACAUACUACGGAGCACAGCAGAGUGGCAGUUACUGCUAGGAGCCAUUGCCCUGCCCGGUGUCUUUCUCGGCGCCUUUCUCUGUGAUCGACUGGGCAGGCGAAACGUGAUGAUGUUGGGGUUCAGUGGAUAUCUAGUGUUUGGGCUUAUUAUUGGCUGUGCCUACGAUAAAAUCACAAAAAUCACACCUCUCUUUGUGAUCAUGUAUGCGCUGAUGCAGAGUUCAGGAAAUCUCGGUCCUGGCGAUAUGUUAGGCUUGCUCUCUGCUGAAAGCUACGCAACAAGUGUCAGGGGAUCGUACUAUGGCCUAUCAGCGGCAAUCGGCAAGACAGGUGCAGCAAUUGGCGUACAAGCAUUCACGCCAAUCCAGAAUAAUUUGGGCAAGCGGUGGACAUUUAUUAUUGCUGCUAUCUGUGGUGUGGUGGGUGUUUUGGUCACCUACUUCUUUGUACCCAACGUGACGGGCGAGGAUCUCGCCGUGCGGGACGAAAAGUUUAGAGCUUACUUGCUAGAGCAUGGAUGGAGCGGCGAGAUGGGCGUUAAUGACGAAAAGGAAUUGGUUGUGGAAGAGGAUGAGGAGGUUGCUUCACCAAAUGGUGGAGAGAAGGGCGUCAAGGCAUAGGAGCACCGAGCUUGAGUAAUGCGGUUGAGAUACUGUGGUUACUUUCCUCGUAAUAAGGCUACCGUAAUAAAGACUGCUGCUUUCUUGGCUAUCGAU